This is a messenger RNA of Doryrhamphus excisus (bluestripe pipefish), 2148 nucleotides long. The record is from RefSeq and is a predicted model, not a curated record. NCBI's taxonomy places the organism in Eukaryota, Metazoa, Chordata, Actinopteri, Syngnathiformes, Syngnathidae.
AGCACUGGGAGGAUUGGAAGGAGGAUUGGGACUGUGCGGACCCGGGAAGGCGGACAUGGACGGUCAGAAGUGUUCCGGGCCGCGCCAGGAGAAGAACAAGGUCCCGGACCGAGUGACCCUGAAGAAGGAGAUUGGGCUGCUGAGCGCUUGCACCAUCAUAAUAGGGAACAUCAUUGGCUCAGGCAUCUUCAUCUCUCCCAAAGGUGUCUUGGAGCAUUCGGGCUCAGUGGGCCUAGCACUCCUGGUCUGGCUGCUAGGAGGAUGCAUCGCUGCCCUGGGUUCCUUAUGUUACGCCGAACUGGGCGUCACCAUCCCCAAAUCAGGCGGCGACUACGCCUACGUGACCGAAAUAUUUGGUGGUCUCAUGGGGUUCCUGCUGCUUUGGAGUGCCGUGCUCAUCAUGUACCCCACCACGCUGGCCGUCAUCGCACUCACCUUUUCCAGCUAUGUCCUGCAGCCCGUCUUUCCCGAGUGUGCGCCUCCUUACGUGGCCACGCGCAUGCUGUCAGCCACCUGCCUCUUGCUGUUGACAUGGGUGAACUGCUCCAGCGUGCGCAUGGCCACCCGGAUCCAGGAUAUCUUCACCGUGGGCAAGCUGAUGGCUCUCGGCCUCAUCAUUGUGGUGGGCCUGGUCCAGAUCUUCAAAGGUAAAACGUCCUAUUCUGCCUACUUGAGGCUAAAUUGGGAGCUCAUAUUGUCGUUUUUCUUCUCCGCCUUUGCAGGGAACUUUGAGGCACUGAACCCACAGGUGGUUUUCUCCUUGGACAGGACACCCUCCGUGGGUCAGAUGGCUCUGGCCUUCCUGCAGGCCUCCUUUGCCUUCAGCGGCUGGAACUUCCUCAACUAUGUGACAGAGGAAGUGGUGGAGCCUAGAAGGAAUCUACCUCGCGCCAUCUACAUCUCCAUCCCUCUGGUGACUUUGGUGUACACGUUGACCAACCUGGCCUACUUCUCAUCCAUGUCUCCUGAGGAGCUGCUCUCCUCCAAUGCUGUGGCUGUGACAUUUGGCGAGAAGCUGCUGGGAAUGUUCUCAAUCGUCAUGCCCAUCUCCGUGGCUCUGUCCACCUUCGGAGGCAUCAACGGCUACCUGUUCACUUCCUCCAGGUUGUGUUUCUCCGGGGCCAGGGAGGGUCACCUUCCUAGCCUCCUGGCCAUGAUCCACGUCAAAAAGUGCACGCCCAUCCCCGCCCUGUUGGUCUGCUGCACGGCAGCCACUGUGAUCCUCUGCAUUGGCGAGACGCACAACCUCAUCAACUAUGUGUCCUUCAUCAACUACCUGUCAUAUGGCGUCACUAUCGCGGGCCUGCUCUUCUACCGCUGGAGGAAACCCGCUCUGUAUCGACCCAUCAAGGUCAGGCUGUUGGUGCCCGUAUGCUACCUGAUGUUUUGGGCGCUGCUGCUGGGUUUCAGUCUCUACUCGGAACCGCUGGUGUGUGGCGUGGGCCUGGUCAUCAUGCUAACUGGCGUGCCCGUCUACUUAUUGGGUGUCUAUUGGAAAAAGAAACCAAAGUGUGUCGAUAAGCUAAUUGAGACUGUGACCUACGUGGGCCAGAGGCUGUGUUUCGUGGUCUUUCCUCAGUUUGACCCCAUCGAGGUGGUCGACCCUUCAGAGUGGACCGAGCUAUCGUCUGACAGUUUGUCUGCUCGCUCCUAAAAGCAUCCUGUGUGUUUUUGACAUUAUUGGACUUGUCAACAGUACGCAUUGACUUUUCUUUCCCUCUCAAAAGUGCUUGACUUCAACUAGUUAGUGUCACCACAGUUUCCUUUGCAACAUCCAACAAGCAUAAAAAAAUCCUCUUAAGCCAGUAGUCUUUGCUUUCUACACAUUUUGUAGACUCAGUUAGCCUGCUAAGUUAGGCAAAAUGUACUUGAAAUGUUGCUCACUAACUGACUAACUAGUUUAGACUGUAGGAUAUUUUCUAUUGUAUGCAACCUGAAAAUAUUUCACAAGCACUUUGGUCGUCUGUGAUCCAACUCCUCACCUGUCAGAAAUAAGUAGAAGUGUGUUUUAAAAAUAAUUUCUUCAUCUAAAGAGCUAAAGAUGGCCGUUUUUUUUGGUGUCAUCAUGUUUCCUUUUUCACUGUAAAUUAUUUGUAAAGUUUUGACAGAGGAUCUUUGCUGUAAAUAACAGUAGCAGCACAAUAAAUA